GCACCACCCGUGAACAUGCGCUAGUUUACGGGGCGGUUAAGCUAUCACAUCGCAGAAAUUCGGCCUGGCCGCUCUGAGGCUUUUCUCUGCGUAAAGUGAUAGCAUAUAGACACAGAAUGGCGUAUGGACCAGCUUAACGAUUCACUGAGCCACAACAGCACCAAACCAAAUCAAACCAAACCAUAAAGUGAUAGCGCGAAAUAUCGGGAUUGUGUCACAAUGGAGGCAAUCGAUGCAGUGUCUACGGCGAAUCUCAAUGCAGAAGAUGAUUUUGACGAAUACACUUCGGCAAAAUUGAUCAAAGCACUUGAGAAAAAUGGCAUCACUGCAGGUGAUAUCAAAAAACUACAGGAAGCUGGAUAUUACACUGUGGAAUCAGUGGCUUAUACACCCAAAAAGAAUCUUAUUGCAAUCAAGGGUAUUAGUGAGGCUAAAGCAGACAAGAUAUUGCAAGAAGCAUCAAAAAUUGUCAUGAUGGGGUUUAAAAGCGCCACAGAAAUACAUAAGACACGCUCCAACAUUGUCUAUAUUACUACUGGUUCUACAGAGUUAGAUAAACUGUUGGGUGGUGGAAUAGAGACUGGUUCUAUUACAGAGAUAUUUGGAGAAUUUAGAAGUGGAAAGUCUCAGUUGUGUCACACCCUUGCUGUGAACUGUCAAUUGCCUAUUAGUAUGGGUGGUGCAGAGGGAAGAUGUAUCUAUAUAGAUACAGAGAAUACCUUUAGACCACAAAGAUUGAUAGCAGUAGCUGAAAGAUAUAAGAUUAAUGGUGAUUCUGUCCUUGAUAAUGUUGCUGUUGCUAGAGCAUAUAAUACUGAUCAUCAGACUCAGUUGUUGAUGCAAGCCAGUGCCAUGAUGACAGAGGCGAGAUACGCUCUGCUGAUAGUAGACAGUGGUACUGCUCUUUAUAGAACAGAUUAUACUGGUAGAGGUGAAUUACCUAGCAGACAGAAUCAUCUAGGGCAAUUUCUCAGGAUGUUAUUGCGGCUAGCGGAUGAACAUGGAAUUGCCGUUGUUAUAACAAAUCAAGUUGUCGCAAAUGUUGACGGUGCUGCUGGUAUGUUUGGUGGUGAUCAGAAAAAACCGAUAGGUGGUCAUAUUUUAGCACACUCAAGCACAACAAGAUUGUAUUUGCGUAAAGGUAGAGGAGAAACUAGAAUAUGUAAGAUUUAUGAUUCGCCAUGUUUGCCAGAAAGCGAAGCAACGUUUGCUAUAAAUCCAGAUGGUAUAGGCGACGUAAGAGAAUAAAUACUUUUUUGUUAAAUGCCAAUAAUAAACAUCAAUACAUAUAUCAACAAACUUUUCAUACACAAUGGACCAAUAGUCAUCGACUUGAACAUCAAUAUUUUACAUCAUUAAUAAAAGUCAAUUAAAGGAAUUAAAGGGAUUACAAAAAAAAUAAAUUAAUGAUAAUCUUAGUUAAGUGUUAAAUUAAGUAAAACAAACAAAUUAGAGCACAAUAUAUAACUUA
Pseudomyrmex gracilis is the source of this 1471-nucleotide messenger RNA. RefSeq names its product DNA repair protein RAD51 homolog A-like. The transcript has 2 exons. The coding region runs from base 220 to 1248 and encodes 342 amino acids. Gene Ontology annotation, biological process: reciprocal meiotic recombination; DNA strand invasion; double-strand break repair via homologous recombination. Gene Ontology annotation, molecular function: DNA strand exchange activity; ATP-dependent DNA damage sensor activity; ATP binding. Lineage: Eukaryota; Metazoa; Arthropoda; Insecta; Hymenoptera; Formicidae. Gene Ontology annotation, cellular component: condensed nuclear chromosome. The record is from RefSeq and is a predicted model, not a curated record.